This is a messenger RNA of Nasonia vitripennis (jewel wasp), 2453 nucleotides long. It is a transcript of the gene Mad1, whose product is annotated as mitotic spindle assembly checkpoint protein MAD1. The transcript is spliced from 7 exons. Gene Ontology annotation, biological process: attachment of mitotic spindle microtubules to kinetochore; mitotic spindle assembly checkpoint signaling. The record is from RefSeq and is a predicted model, not a curated record. The coding region runs from base 165 to 2240 and encodes 691 amino acids. NCBI's taxonomy places the organism in Eukaryota, Metazoa, Arthropoda, Insecta, Hymenoptera, Pteromalidae. Gene Ontology annotation, cellular component: nuclear envelope; kinetochore; mitotic spindle.
CGUCAAUACCGUUCACUUCGAUCCGUAAACAAUUUUUUCAAUUAUUUAUAUUUUAAUGAAGGGUAAUCGUUGACUUCGUGAAUCCUUAAAGUACAUACUUUUUAGGUUAGUUUUUGCGUUUUCAAAAUUCUUAAUGUAGACAAAAGUUAUUGUCUACAUUACAGAUGGACGACCAGAAUCCAACAAGAAUUAGCAAGAUGAUCAGGGAGAUGCGAUCAGGAACAGAUGGUUUGCAAAGAAGCAGAAGCAAUAGCAAUAGUUUUUCCCUUCGCCCAGACAAUAUCCAGAGAUUGUCAACUGCUAACGAGGUUGGAGAGAGCCUUUGUGAAACCCCAAAACGCCAGAAGCUAGACGACUCCGCAAGUGGAUCUUUGAAUAAAACUGACAGCGAAAUACCAGGAAGUCCGUGGGAAUGGCGCAGAAUGAAAGGAGAGAUAAUUGGUAUGAAAACCAGAUUAUCACAUCAAGAAGCUACUGUUCAACAAUUACACAAACUUCGGCAUGAAAUGGAGGAAAGUUUUAAAAAAGAAAAGAAACUGUUAGAAAUAGAACUUGAGCAAGAUAAACGAAUGAUAAAACAGCUGGAGUUGAGAGUUGAUGUUGGACGAAAAACUGUUCAAGAAGCUAAAGCUGCACAGGCACAGGCUGAACGAGAGUUAUCUCAGCUGAGAACCAAAAUGGAACAUAAGAUACUGUCACUGGUAGAGGACAAUAAUAAGCUAACAGAAGAGCUUCGACUUUGUAUUAAGAAAGAAGUAAAGCCAGAUAUCACUAAACCCUGUGAAACUUCUGUAAGGAAUAUUGAAGAUGAAAAGAAAUUAGAAUUAGCUCAUAAAAAAAUUACUGAACUUGAGGAAAAGUUAAGGGAAGCAAGAGUAAUACAGCAGAAAUUUGAAGUACAAUGUGUCGAAUUACACAGUUUGAAAAUUAAAUACGAGAGCCUUGAGAGUGAAAGGUCCAUGAUGGAAGAUGGAAAGAAAUUCAUGCAAAGAGCUUCUAAAGUAAGUGAACUUGAGAGAGAACUAUCGCAUGCAAGAGACCUGAUUUCUUCAUUGAGAGAAUCUGUAAAAGGAAAGCUGCUUUUAGAAGAACAAAUGGCAACAAUCGAACACAGGUUACAGCGCACUGAAAGUCUUGAAAAACAGGUGUCUCAAUUGGAAAUCACACAAAGUGAACUACUUUCAAAAAUAGCUGAAUAUGAAGCAAUUGGAAUUCCCGGCGGUCCCAUCGCUAUUAGACGAGAAAUCAAUCGGUUACAACAAUCCGAAGCUAUUUUAACUGCUGAAGAAGGUCAAUUGAGAUCACAGAUAGACGCUCUUAAGAGGGAACUCGAAACUACAAAGCAGAAGCACGAAGAAACGAAGAAGUUACUCACGGAUACAACGAGUUCUCAAGAAAGAUUGAGCAGGUUUGUGAGCAGGUUACAAAAAAAGAUGUCUCUUGUAACAAGGGAAAGGGAUAGCUAUAGGCAGCAACUUGAUACAUACGAAAAAGAGAUCACUGCAUACCAAAGCAACGAAACUCCCACUGUAACCAACGAAAGGAUUCCAAUGCUAGAACGUGCAAUAGAAGGCUACAGAGAACUGGUUGCCAAACUAGAAUCUGAUCUGGAGGUUUGCGAUGGUAAAGGUCUGAAAGAGGAAAAUAAAAAGCUCAAGGCGGAAAUCGAGAGAUUACAAGGCGAGCUCGAGCAUCGUGCCCUCAAGGGCGAUUUCAACAUAAACACGAGAAUCCUACAUUACAAAUUGAAUCCUUUGGCAUUGGCUGAACAAGAGGCUGAGGCAAAACAGAAUGCCCUACUGCAGGAAGUCGAACAACUUCGUGCUGUCGUGGCCUCUGGCAACCCCUCAGGUGUACCGGCAGUUUCCUCCUCGUUGCAAGCAAAAGAAAUAGCGGAACUCCAACAAAAGCACGAAAUAAAAAUAGCUCGUCUGAAGGAAGCUUUCAAAGCUUCGUCGCAGGAAUACCGACAGGCUUGCUACCAGCUAUUCGGCUGGCGGGUCGAUCGAACGAAGGAGGGCCAGUACAAACUGUCGAGUCAGUACGCGGACUCGCCGGACGACUACCUGUUCUUCAUCGUCAACGACGACGGCGUGAACAUGAUCGAGACGCCGUUCUCGGCGACGCUCUCAGCCUUUAUCGAGCGCUACCUGAAGAUCCAGCACAGCGUGCCCAUGUUCCUCAACGCCGUGCAGUCCGAGCUUUUCGAUCAGCAAACGGUGGCGAACGUAAUCGCAUAAAAAUGUUUUCCUACCGAGAUGGUCUUCUGUAAUACAGUGUAAGGCAUAACUAUAUAGUGAUAUUUAUAAGAUAAUCGUUCGAAUACGGUUCGUAGGCUAAUUAUAUAUAUAUUGUCAAGUAAUUUUACACUUACCGUUGACUCUUCCCUUUUAUACUCCGAAUGUCAAGACGUUGAUGCGUUUUCAAAGAAAAAAAUCUAAAAUAGCGUAAAA